UGGUGUGAAAAGACUUAGAGAAGAUAAACAUCUAUAAGCCAAGGAACACCUGAGGCUACCAGAAGCUAGAGACAGACCUGAAAUAGAUCCUUCCCUAGUGCCUUCAGAGAAAACAUAGCCCUGUUGACAUCUUGAUUUGAGACGCUGGACACCAAAACUUUUUAACAUUUGAUUGACUCAUGCAACCACAGAGUUGAAGGUAUUCCCAUAUUCAUCUACACACCAGAUAGCACUGAAGUACGUGGAUUGGACAAAACAGUUGGGAAACCUCUAAAUGGAACCCCAACCUAUGCAAAGGUUCACAGAAAUGAGCAAUCCAUCCCUACCCAAGCUCUUGGAACUCGCAGCCUACAGCCUGCUAAGCAAUGAGGCCUCUGCUAUAUCUGCCUUGGAAGAGUUCACUGUCAACCUCUUCCCACCACUGCUCACUGCUGCAUUUGCCAAGGGGCAUGAGAAGGCUCUAAAGGCUCUGGUGCAGGCCUGGCCCUUCCCCUUUCUCCGACUGGGCUCUCUGAUAGUACAGUGGCCCAAACAAGAUAGCUUGCAAGCUGUGCUGGAUGGGCUGGAGGACUUCCCUGCUCACAGGGCCUAUCCCAGGAGGUCAGAACUGAGGGUGCUGGAUUUGACUCUGGACUUUGAUCAGGUCCAGAAUAAAAAGGUUUCUGAGGCCUUGGCCAUGUUCCCAUUUUGGUUACCAUCAACAGUCAGGGCACCAAUGCCCCAGGCCAUGGUUAAGAGCAAUCCAGAAGAGGACACAAGAAGAGGACCAAAAAAGCUGUGGGAACCUGUGGAAUUACACAUCGAUCUUUUCCUGAGAGUCCCCUUCAAGUUUGAUCCAUUCCUUUCAGGCCUCCUGACAAAAGUGGAACAGAGCGGUGGGUCCCUGCGCCUCUGCUGUAGGAAGCUGCAUAUUGAGGAAAUGCCCUUUAACAGCCUGGUAGGGAUCUUGAAGACACUUGAGCUGGAUUUCAUGCAGGAGCUAGAGGUGUUUGACUGGUUCCGGGCACUGUCUGAACAGAGGCUGUUUGCAACACAGCUGGGGAGGAUCUGCAACCUGCGCAGCCUCAAGCUGGCCUAUUACCACUGGGCCUUCUCCCCAGUGAGUGAGCAGUCCUCCAGCUACUUUCUUUCACAGCUCAGCAAGCUGGGCCACCUCCAGAAGCUCCACCUCUCCUACUCCUACCUCUCAGGCAACCUACAUCAAGUGCUCAGCUGUCUGCAGUCCCCACUGCAUGCCCUGGAGAUUUGUUCCUGCACACUUCUGAACACCGACAUCAUCUACUUAUCCCAGAGCCUUCAUGUCACCUGCCUGAAGAAGUUGGAUCUGAGUGGCAACGACCUUUCCUACAUGGUCCCUGGUUCCUUAGAGACCCUGCUAGAGAAGAUCUCAGGGACACUCCAGCACCUGAACCUGAACCACUGCCAGCUAAAGGAUGCCCACCUCAGUGCCAUCCUGCCAGCCCUGCGCCACUGCUCCUGGCUCCAUUACUUGGGCCUGUCUGACAAUCCCAUAUCCCAAGCCAGCCUCCUGAGCCUGCUGGAACACACAGCAGGGCUGAUGGAGUUGAAGCAGGUGCUCUACCCCAUCCCAGUUGAGUGCUGCACAUACCUGCAUGGCCUCUCCUGGGGUCCUGUCAACAAAGACAAGAUGUACCAGGUGCAGGCUGAGAUACAGAAUCUGUUGCAGGCUGUGCAGAGAGCCGACAUGCAAUGGAGGCCCCACUGCCCUAGCCCUUGCCCAUGAGGCUGGUGCAGCUCAAGUGAGGGACUGGAGACUGUGAUCAGAAUAGGCAGCAAGAAAAACAUCCAGGGCCAACGACUUCCUGACAGGCACAUGUUUUUAGCAAGGAAUAUAAAGGAAACUUCCACAAGAA
Ictidomys tridecemlineatus (thirteen-lined ground squirrel) is the source of this 1874-nucleotide messenger RNA. The record is from RefSeq and is a predicted model, not a curated record. NCBI's taxonomy places the organism in Eukaryota, Metazoa, Chordata, Mammalia, Rodentia, Sciuridae.